UUGCACAUUCUACGCUGAAGUGCAGCUGGGGCAGGCACCGUGGGACAGGGUUCCUCCUCUGCCAGAGCACUCCUGAUGGUUCACCGCUUUCCACACUCGUCGCCGCAACAGUAUCCCUGAACCUGACAGAUUUACCAAGACAGGCCGCGCAGGGCCAGAGCUACCGGUGCUAAGCGAUUCGAAGCGAUUACAGUGCUGCACAGAUUCGUCCUAUAACUUUGACAGGGAGUUCCGUGCUUUGCGCAUUCCGAGGGGAGUUGGGAGAAGAAAGUUUCCCUAUCUCAGGAGAUGUCACACUGCCGCAGCUCCUGGUGUUGUUGCUGCUGUCCUUGGCGCCCAGAGGAUCUCGACGCUGAAGCUGAGCAAGAACCCCUGAUGAUUCCACAGUCGGCACGACAAUUGCGACGUCCAACAGAAGUUAUGUCUAUAAAGGAUGGGAGAAUUUCUGCUAAGAUUGUAAACGUGGCUGAACUUGAUCACUGUUUUGCAAAUAUUGUGGAUACAUUCAAUCAUCAACACAGCAAUUACAUAACUCUGUGUGAGUUCACAAGACUGUUGAAAGAAUGUUGUCAGUGCAACACACUCAUGGACUGUUUUCGGACACUUCAGCUUGAACACAGAGAUUUUACAAUCAAGCUUGACAUGCAGGGCUAUAAUUUUUCACUUUCUGUGCAGCCCAAACAAUCAAUCCCAAAGCAACUUCUGCUUGCACAGCAGUAUACGAAGGAACUGUGUACUUCGACAAAAUCCAUAUUAGCAGCUGACCCUAAACUCCAGGAGAUGAUCAACUCAAUGCUACAGACUGAAGAUAAGCAUCUUGAAAUGGUGAAACAUGUGAAUGAAUCCUAUCAAGAGCGGACUCGAUGUUUGUCGAAUGCCAAAGAUAAUUUCACGGAAUUAAGGCGAGCCAAACAGUUUUCAAAUGUACACAAGGAAUUAGCCGAUAGGGUACUUAAAGAAAUUGUGGGGCUAGUGGGCAUAAAUAUAUAAAAGUUUGGAACAGAUAUAUGAUCAUACUUUGUGAGCUCAUGGUUACAAAAACAAAACACCAUGGAAUUUAGUAACCAUUUGAAUGUUGCCUCCUGUAACUAUAUUCAUUAUUUUCCUGCCCAAGCAGUUUCCUUCAUAGUAAUGAAUGCUUGCUAUGUCACACUAAUACAAGCUGAUUAAAAAUGGUGUUGGGAUUUAGAAUCUAACCUAAAUAAAAACAAUUCUUUAAUUCCCAUGUAAAGUAUUCCAUAUCCUGAACACAUCAGGGAUAGGGUGGAGAUUAAAUUUCCUUACAAGCUCACUAGCUGAUUUGAAAUAACUUUGGAUGAUCUGUAGCAGCCUGUAAAAAAAAUUACUUGCAGUAAAUUUUCACUGAAAGUCAUGAUUGCAUUCUUGAAAAUGGCAACUUUAAGUGAAUCAUGAUUUCCCAUUUUAAUAAAUGUUAAAGCCAGAGAUAGGCUCCUUCUGGCAUUUCUUGUUUGGAAUAAACAACAUACAGCUUGAAAUACAGUACCACGCAUGCAGUACUGUGCAUGCUUAACUAAAAUAACUUGUAAAAUAAACUCAUAAAUGUAACAAAUACUGUGUACAUUUACAUUA
This is a messenger RNA of Stegostoma tigrinum, 1590 nucleotides long. RefSeq lists its product as uncharacterized. The record is from RefSeq and is a predicted model, not a curated record. The coding region runs from base 289 to 990 and encodes 233 amino acids. NCBI's taxonomy places the organism in Eukaryota, Metazoa, Chordata, Chondrichthyes, Orectolobiformes, Stegostomatidae. The transcript has 4 exons.